GCAUACAACACUACAACAAACAGUGGAACAGCAGCAUGAGACACUACAGCAAGUGGAAGUGCAGCAUACAGCACUACAACAAACAGUGGAAAAGCAGCAUGAGACACACUUAGAAGCAGCAAGAAACAUUGAAAGAAAAGUUGAUCUAGUGUUGAGUCAAGGGCAACAAGGUCAGAAGAGGUCAUCAGCUGAUGUCCAGCCAGAGGAAGAUGUCAAGACCGAAAAACCAAGAACUACAAUCAACAACAGAGAGGGAUCAUGCUGAAGAUUCCGAAAUGCUAAAAGAGGCAAUAAAAGCCAACACAGAAAACCAAACUAAAAUCAUGGCUGCACAUGACAUUCCCAGUGCAAAGACAGACGACAUCUUUACCAAUCUGACAGUACGCGAACAAGUAGAAAAAAAUGAGAACCUAAUAAGUUUUUGUCAUAUUCCGCUAUCGUCUUUCUUGUUGUGCUGGUGUUUAGAAUGGCGAAUUAGUCGUUCGGGAAUCACAGAAAAUCUACCCGCUAAAAUAACUGAUCUUUAUAACGAGGUUGCUAAAGUCUUAAUAGAAAAACUCCAUGCAAAUCUCAAAUAUUCAGAAAUGUCAGAAUAUGCAAAGAAAAUAGCUGAAGAUACGCUAGAUAAACUAGCUAAAUUAGGUGCUAAUUUGCUGAAGGAGAGUAGAUAUAUUUUUGACGAAGAAGACAUGAAAAAACUAGACCUUACCCAUGACGAAAUUAAAAACUUGAAAGUAAGCGGCAUUCUUCAUUGUGUUCCUGGAAUUAGAAUUACUGCUUUUGRAACAAAAGAAGAAUUUAGUUUCACUCAUUUGACUCUGCAGGAAUAUCUCUCUGCUUCUUUUUUUGAAAAAAAUAACGAAAUCCCAGAGGGCAUGAGUGAGCAGACGUUGGUGUUCAUGUGUGGACUUUUGUCGAAGAAAAAAGAUGGAGAACAACUAAUGAAUAAACUAAUCCAACAGAUAUCAUCUAAGUAUAAUGUAAAUAAACUGCUAAUAUUACAGUGUCUGUAUGAGUAUGGAGAGCAAGAACUAACUACAAUAACCAUACAUGAGCUGUACAAUAAAUACUGUGAUAGUGAUGGGUUCAUUGGUUUUGAUAGAGUAACUGAUGCUGAUAUGAAAUACGUAUCGUAUUUGUUGGAUAUCAUUCGUUCACUAAAAGAACAACAUCCACAGUCAUCUAGUGAUUAUACAUUGAGCAUUCAUAAGUCACCUGCUUUAACCUUGUUUGGUGUUGGUGUUGUUUGUCGUUCACUUGUUUGUAAUUCGUUCAUAACUAAACUGGAGCUGUAUCAUUGUAGUUUAGAUGAUAAAUGUGUAGAAAAAAUAACCAACUCAUUAGUAAACACUGGAAUAACCUACCUACACCUAGAGAGGAAUGAUAUUACAGACGAAGGAGUGAAGAGUAUUUGUAAUGUACUAACACAAACUAAAAUAACCUAUCUAGACCUAGUGUGGAGUAAAGUAACAGACGAAGGAGUGAAGAGUAUUUGUAGGGUACUAACACAAACUAAAAUAACCCACCUAAACCUAAAUAGGAAUAAAAUAACACACGAAGGAGCAGAGAGUAUUUGUAGUGUACUAACAGAUACUAAAAUAACCUACCUAAACCUAGAGUGGAAUAAUAUCAAAGACGAAGGAGUGAGGAGUGUUUGUAGUGUACUAACACAAACUAAAAUAACCCACCUAAACCUAGGGAAUAAUAAUAUUACAGAUGAAGGAGCAGAGAGUAUUUGUAGUGUACUAACACAAACUAAAAURACCCACCUAAACCUAGGGAAGAAUAAUAUUACAGAUGAAGGAGCAGAGAGUAUUUGUAGUGUACUAACACAAACUAAAAUAACCCGCCUAGACCUUCUUGGGAAUAAUAUUACAGAUGAAGGAGCAGAGAGUAUUUGUAGUGUCAUCAUACAAGAUGAUUGUCAUGUAAAAUGGUUAUCUUUAUCGGGCAAUAAGAAAAUAACUGCAGAAUGUAAGGAACGUGUAAAACAACUUGUAGAAGAACACAAACCUGGUGUUGAAUUGGAUAUUUAGAUGAAUGAAAAAAAGAAUUAUACUGGAAUAUAUCUGUAAUUAUUUGUACAAUAUUGUAUUAGAUAAUAAAGUAAAUAUUGUAGUUUAA
This is a messenger RNA of Actinia tenebrosa (Australian red waratah sea anemone), 2124 nucleotides long. RefSeq lists its product as uncharacterized. Gene Ontology annotation, biological process: activation of GTPase activity; nucleocytoplasmic transport. Gene Ontology annotation, cellular component: perinuclear region of cytoplasm; nucleus; cytosol. Gene Ontology annotation, molecular function: GTPase activator activity; small GTPase binding. Lineage: Eukaryota; Metazoa; Cnidaria; Anthozoa; Actiniaria; Actiniidae. The record is from RefSeq and is a predicted model, not a curated record.